AUGGCAUUAACUUUUAUAGCAUUUGCUUAUAUUGUAGCACUCACUCUUACAGCAUUACUGAUCUUUUUUGCAAUAUGUCUUAUAAUUAUUUUUGAUGAAUUAAAAGUCGAUGAUAAAGAUUUAAUAAAACAAUGUAAAACAUUAAAUCUACUUAUUAUGUUAGAAUGUAUGACACAUAUAUUUAUUAAUUUUCUUUUUGUUAUUUGUGGUGAAUGGUUAACAGUAUUUUUUAACUUACCAUUAGUUUUAUAUCAUAUUAAUAAACAAUGUAGACAUUUACUAGGUGAAUUUGGUAUAUAUGAAGCAAGAAGAAUAAUGAUUUCUGAAAUAUUCAAUUUAGCACAACGUGAAGGUUGGAUCAGAUUAAGUUUUUAUAUGAUUACAUUUUUUUAUUAUAUUUAUUGUAUUAUUGCUGAACUUAUUCGUAAAUGA
Molecule: messenger RNA, 432 nt
Organism: Rotaria sp. Silwood2
Lineage: Eukaryota; Metazoa; Rotifera; Eurotatoria; Philodinida; Philodinidae
Source: the annotation of a GenBank genome assembly